This is a messenger RNA of Sphaeramia orbicularis (orbiculate cardinalfish), 866 nucleotides long. RefSeq lists its product as uncharacterized. The record is from RefSeq and is a predicted model, not a curated record. Bases 27 to 845 code for a protein of 272 amino acids. The transcript is spliced from 7 exons. Lineage: Eukaryota; Metazoa; Chordata; Actinopteri; Kurtiformes; Apogonidae.
UCUGCCCAGCAACUGGUGAUGUUGCAAUGCCCCCCCAUCCAGGGGGUGGGGCCCGAGGCCGAUGGAAGUCUCUGAAGGUCCAGAACCGAUCGGGUCUGGAGGAGACCGAGGCUCUGCUGAGGAUUCAACUGGACCAAGUGGACCAGAUCCAGACCAGGAGGCAGACCCUGACCCAGCUCAUAGACCAGCUGAACCAGCAGAGGAGGCAGUGUGAUCACCUGGGGGAGUCUCUGCAAAAGGCCCAGAAUGCAUUGCAGUCAUGUGAUCAUCAGCUGGCCCAGAUAAGGGCAGAGUUGGAGGCGGUGUCGAAUCAGCUGAUCAACUGGCAGCGAAUCAGAGACGAGUUGCAGCGCUGUGUGUCUGCUGCUCAGGACGUCAUGCAUAUCAACCUGCUCUCCUUCGACCAAUCACAGCUGUGUGUGGCGCUCAGGCCACGCCCCUCCUCUCACCUGUCCACCAAUCAGCUGGAGCCUCUGAAGCUGUCAGUCACCUGGAGUCAUGACGACCGCUUCCAUCUGGAGGUCGGAGGUGAGCUGUCCGGUCUGGUGGAGGGCUGUUCUACAGGUGGGCGUGGUCAGCUGAGCGCCGCCCUGCUGAACGUCCUGAGCAGUUUUGCCAUCGACUGGCGUGCGUCCCAGCGGCUGCUGGUCUACCUGAAGUCUGCGUCUCUGGUUUAUCACCUGGAGGUGGGAGAGGGGUAUCCCAGGUCCGGAAGAGUCCGACUCAGGUCUGUACGGCGGGACGGACUCGCCCUGGACUCAUCUGGACUACAGCCUGGUCGACCUGAUGCAUCUUUGACUGAGUGGUUGGUUUUACUCAGUGCCUCAUCUGAUGGACUGGACUAAUGGACUGGACUGGUCUAAUGA